UUCGCCAGCGCGCAGGCCCGCGCCGCCCCGGAGGGCAGCCCCUAGGCGCCGGGAGGCCGCGCGCGGACCCGCCACCAGGCUCCAGAAUGGGAGACGACGACCACUAUUUGAGAGGACAUGAACAAAUGUUUCAUUUGGACACUUUGAAUCCUUCACUGUUUGGUACUGAAUUAUUUCAACCUGGGAUGCCACCACCAACAGCAGAUGGCCCAUUCCUUCAAAUAUUAGAGCAACCUAAACAGAGAGGAUUUCGUUUCCGUUAUGUGUGUGAAGGCCCAUCCCAUGGUGGACUUCCUGGCGCAUCUAGUGAGAAGAACAAGAAGUCCUACCCUCAGGUCAAAAUCUGCAAAUAUAUUGGACCUGCAAAGGUUAUUGUUCAGUUGGUCACAAAUGGAAAAAAUAUCCACCUGCAUGCCCACAGCCUGGUGGGAAAACACUGUGAAGAUGGGAUUUGCACCGUUAAUGCUGGACCCAAGGACAUGGUGGUCAGCUUUGCAAACCUGGGUAUACUUCAUGUGACAAAGAAAAAAGUAUUUGAAACACUGGAAGCACGGAUGACAGAGGCAUGCAUAAGGGGCUAUAAUCCUGGACUUUUGGUGCAUCCUGAUCUGGCUUAUUUGCAGACAGAAGGCGGAGGAGACCGGCAGCUCACGGAUCGGGAAAAGGAGCUCAUCCGUCAGGCAGCUCUUCAGCAGACAAAGGAGAUGGACCUGAGCGUGGUGCGGCUCAUGUUUACAGCCUUCCUUCCAGACAGCACUGGCAGCUUCACCAGGCGCCUGGAACCCGUGGUAUCCGAUGCCAUCUAUGACAGCAAAGCCCCCAAUGCAUCCAACCUGAAAAUUGUGAGAAUGGACAGGACGGCUGGAUGCGUGACGGGAGGGGAAGAGAUUUAUCUUCUGUGUGACAAAGUUCAGAAAGAUGACAUCCAGAUUCGAUUUUAUGAAGAGGAGGAAAAUGGUGGAAUCUAAGGAUUUGGAGACUUUUCCCCCACAGAUGUUCAUAGACAGUUUGCCAUUGUCUUCAAAACGCCAAAGUAUAAAGAUGUCAACAUUACAAAACCAGCCUCUGUUUUCGUCCAACUUCGGAGGAAAUCUGAUUUGGAAACUAGUGAACCAAAACCUUUUCUCUACUACCCUGAAAUCAAAGAUAAAGAGGAAGUGCAGAGGAAGCGGCAGAAGCUCAUGCCCAAUUUUUCGGACAGUUUCGGAGGCGGCAGUGGUGCCGGAGCUGGAGGCGGAGGCAUGUUUGGUAGUGGCGGUGGAGGAGGUGGUGCUGGAAGCACAGGCCCAGGGUACGGCUUCCCACACUAUGGAUUUCCUACCUACGGUGGAAUUUCCUUUCAUCCUGGAACCACUAAAUCUAAUGCUGGGAUGAACCAUGGAACCAUAGACUCCGAAUGUAAAAUUGACCCUGGAUGUUGUGACAAGAGUGAUGACAGAGAGGCCAUAAAUCCCUCUGGAAAAGUAAUUGAAACCACAGACCAAGAUAAGGAAUCUGACGCGUCCAGUGAUGGGAGUGAUGAGGCCGCGCUGAUGUGCACAGCAGAAGUGAGGGAGGAGAAUGCUAGGUUUCAGGAUAACCUGUUUCUAGAGAAGGCUCUGGAGCUUGCCAAGCGGCAUGCCAAUGCCCUCUUCGACUACGCAGUGACAGGAGAUGUGAAGAUGCUGCUGGCUGUCCAGAGACAUCUCACUGUAGUGCAGGAUGAGAAUGGGGACAGCGUCUUACACCUAGCAAUCAUCCACCGUCAUGCUCAGCUGGUGAGGGACCUGCUGGAAGUCACGUCUGGCUUGAUUUCUGACGACAUCAUCAACAUGCGAAAUGACCUGUACCAGACACCCUUGCACUUGGCAGUGAUCACUAAGCAGGAAGACGUGGUACAGGAUUUGCUGCGAGCUGGGGCAGACCUGAGUCUUUUGGACCGCUUGGGCAACUCUGUUUUGCACCUAGCUGCCAAAGAAGGACAAGACCAAAUUCUCAGUGUCUUACUCAAGCACAAAAAGGCACCACUACUUAUUGACCAUCCCAAUGGGGAAGGUCUGAAUGCCAUCCACCUAGCCGUGUUGAGCAAUAGCCUGCCGUGUCUGCUGCUGCUGGUGGCUGCUGGGGUGGAUGUCAAUGCCCAGGAGCAGAAGUCGGGGCGCACGGCACUGCACCUAGCUGUGGAACAUGACAACAUCUCCUUGGCCGGCUGCUUGCUCCUGGAGGGCGAUGCCCACGUGGACAGUACCACCUAUGAUGGAACUACACCCCUGCAUAUAGCAGCUGGGAGAGGAUCCACCAGGCUGGCAGCUCUUCUCAAAGCAGCAGGAGCAGAUCCCCUGGUGGAGAACUUUGAGCCUCUCUAUGACUUGGACGACUCUUGGGAGACGGCAGGAGAGGACGAAGGAGUUGUGCCUGGAACCACUCCUCUGGAUAUGGCCGCCAGCUGGCAGGUGUUUGACAUAUUAAAUGGAAAACCGUAUGAGCCAGAGUUCACAUCUGAUGAGUUAAUGGCACAAGGAGACAUGAGACAGCUGACUGAAGACGCAAAGCUGCAGCUCUACAAAUUGCUAGAAAUUCCCGAUCCAGACAAAAACUGGGCUACUCUGGCACAGAAAUUAGGCCUGGGGAUACUUAACAAUGCCUUCCGGCUGAGUCCUGCUCCUUCUAAAACUCUUAUGGACAACUACGAGGUCUCUGGCGGGACAGUCAGAGAGCUGGUGGAGGCCUUGAGACAGAUGGGCUACACUGAAGCCAUCGAAGUGAUCCAGGCGGACUUCGGCAGCGCGGGAACCGCAGCCACGAGCCCCGUGAAAGCCACCUCCCAGGCGCACUCACUGCCUCUGUCGCCGUCUUCCACAAGGCAGCAGCAGCUAGAUGAGCUGCCAGACAGCGACAGCGUCUGUGACAGCGGCGUGGAGACGUCAUUCCGCAGACUCAGCUUCACGGAGUCCCUCCCCAGCAGCGGCUCGAUGCUAACUCUUCACAAAAUGCCCCACGAGUAUGGGCAAGAAGGACCUAUCGAAGGCAAAAUCUAGCCUCCCGGCAAUGUCCCACAGCGUGUAAACCAAAGCCCUGAAUUCCACUGUAUUGCCCACCGGAAGGAAGGUAAAGUGCGUCCCAAGGUGCUUGGAGGAGAACCGGCCUGCCUGAAUCAUUGUCGAUUUAAUUCCAGGCCCCUGGCUUGACUGCCUUUUCUGGUUCAUAAUGAAUUUUAGUUUGGCUCACUUGCAGGUAGUGUAGUGAUCACAGUGCUCGGCUGCGCUGACGCGUCGUUGGGGGGAGGUAGCUUCUUGAGCUUUAAAAGCUGCUCCUGGAUUACGGCUGCUUCCUGUUGUCGUUGCUGCUGUCCCUGUGCUGCGUUCCCACUGUCAUUUAAAGCUGUCACUGUCCCCACCCAGUGUUCCUGCUGGCCGUCCGUGGCACAUUUGUGCAUUCAGAUUAAGGGUGAAGAAAAGGGAUAUUCUAAAAGGAGAGUCACUUGGUGUGCAAUAAAAAAAAAAAAAAAAAAUUGCUUUUUCUAACGUGGUUAUCUCCGUGAUUUGAAAACAACAUGUACUUAUCGAUAUUUAAACACAGCUACAAUCAUUGCUGAAAAUUUCUCCACCAUUUUCUGCAUUUUGCUAUUGUAAAUAUGUUUUUUUAGAUCAAAUACUUUAAAGGAAAAAAAUGUUGGAUUUAUAAAUGCUAUUUUUUAUUUUACUUUUAUAAUAAAAGGAAAAGCAAAUUGA
Molecule: messenger RNA, 3710 nt
Organism: Lepus europaeus (European hare)
Lineage: Eukaryota; Metazoa; Chordata; Mammalia; Lagomorpha; Leporidae
Gene: NFKB1
Product: nuclear factor kappa B subunit 1
Biological process (GO): canonical NF-kappaB signal transduction; regulation of transcription by RNA polymerase II; response to cytokine
Cellular component (GO): cytoplasm
Molecular function (GO): RNA polymerase II cis-regulatory region sequence-specific DNA binding; DNA-binding transcription factor activity, RNA polymerase II-specific; protein binding
Source: RefSeq, a predicted model, not a curated record